Molecule: messenger RNA, 381 nt
Organism: Octodon degus (degu)
Lineage: Eukaryota; Metazoa; Chordata; Mammalia; Rodentia; Octodontidae
Product: ubiquitin-60S ribosomal protein L40-like
Exons: 2
Coding region: 13-381 (122 amino acids)
Biological process (GO): protein ubiquitination; translation; modification-dependent protein catabolic process
Cellular component (GO): cytoplasm; nucleus; ribosome
Molecular function (GO): ubiquitin protein ligase binding; protein tag activity; structural constituent of ribosome
Source: RefSeq, a predicted model, not a curated record
GUGAAGCAGAAGAUGCAGAUCUUUGUGAAGACCAUCACCCUCAAGGUUGAGCCCAGUGACACCAUCAAGAAUGUCAAAGCCAAAAUCCAAGACAAAGAGGGCAUCCCACCUGACCAGCAACAUCUGAUAUUUGCCGGCAAAAAACUGGAGAACUGUUGGACCCUCUCUGACUACAUCAAAAAAGAGUCCACCCUGCACCUAGUGCUUCACCUACGAGAUGGGAUCAUUGAGCCGUCCCUGUGCCAGCUUGCCCAGAAGUACAACUGUGACAAGAUGAUCUGCCGCAAGUGUUAUGCCCACCUGCACCCCUGUGCUGUCAACUGCCACAAGAAGAAAUGUGGCCACACCAACAACCUGCGCCCCAAGAAGAAGGUCAAGUAA